Carassius carassius (crucian carp) is the source of this 867-nucleotide messenger RNA. RefSeq lists its product as uncharacterized. Lineage: Eukaryota; Metazoa; Chordata; Actinopteri; Cypriniformes; Cyprinidae. The record is from RefSeq and is a predicted model, not a curated record. The coding region runs from base 52 to 867 and encodes 271 amino acids. The transcript is spliced from 5 exons.
AUUCUAUAAAAUCAAUUUGUGUUUUAGGUGGCCAAGUGGGUACGUGAGAAAAUGUGUUCAGAAGGAACAAAGCAUUUCUUUGACGUCUGGCAUAUUGGGAAAAGUGUACAGAAAGCACUGGAUGCUGCUGCAAAAGAGAGGGACUGUGAGGAUCUGAAGCUGUGGAGGCCUGCCAUUAUCAACCAUCUCUACUGGACCGCAGCUUCCACCCCUACAGGAGAUCCAGAUGAGAUGCAGGCAAAAUGGCAGAGUAUGAUAAAUCAUGUACAGGACAUACAUGAACACAGCUCUCCAGCAUUUACCAGCUGCGCACAUCCACCGUUGGAAGGAGAGGCAAGAAACAAGGAGUGGCUGGAACCAGGAUCACCAGCAGCCACUAAACUGGAGAGUGUAGCUGCCAGGAAAGCACUGGUAAAGGAUAUUCGACAAUUGUCACCUCAGCAUCAGACAUUCUCCCUGGAGGCCUACCAUUCCCUUAUUCUGCACUUUGCUCCCAAACACACUGGCUUUUCUUUUCUUGGGAUGUACAGCAGACUUCUCUUGGCAGCCCUACAUUUCAAUAGUAAUGGCAACAGAGAUGUAGCGCGAACUAGUGAGGGUGAGGUACGCUACGCUGUUCGCUACCCACAGUUUCGGAAAGGUGGCUGGGUAGUCCACCCCACCAAGGAGAAACCAUCUUACGGAUACGCAACAAAUCUUAUGGUCUCUCUGGUAGAGGAAUACUGCAAGUCACCACAGGCCCUACAAGAAAGCAGUGCCGUCUUGUCCUCUGCUGCAUCGCCCCCCCUCACCUCUUCCGUCCAGAAGGUUGCCAAGGAUGAGGCAGUCAGCCUCCAUCUCGCACGACACUCACGUUUUAACAUGUAA